AAGGAGAGCAGCAAAAGAGGAGCAGCAGCAUCCUUCAUUCCGUCUUUCACUUCCGCCUGGAAACUGCACACAAUGAGACGCAAGCCACAAGAGGAUGUUAUUUAGAAGAGGAUGUUAUUUAGAAGAGGAUGUUAUUGACAAAUGGAGUAAGAGUGCGACGUCGCCAGGGAGGAGAAGCUAGCUGAAGAAGGACGCUGCUGUUGGCGUGUUUGGUAGCAGCUGGUGGAUCUGCCUCCUAUCAUGUUUGCCAGGAGAAGGUGCCUGAGGCGACCCUCCAGGAGGUUGGCGUUAUCAGUAAGACCUCAGGCGGCGCUGGGAUGACUUGUCACUGAGACCCGGCAGGGACGUUUUUUGUCCUACUGAAUGGCGCAGUGGAGCUUGAGCGCAUGUCGCGUUGCCUUACAGCUGAGAUAACACUCAUCGUUCCACAAGUGCAGUUUGGACCAAGUACCAUCUGGGAUCAAUGCAUAUCCAAUAGUUUGAGGUCCUUGGACAUGCAGAGACACAUCAGGACAAACCUGGAGCCCCAUCAGUGACUCCAUGACCUCUGGUGAACUACAUAUUCUAGUUGAAGUGGAUACCUACCACAGGACUGACAGGAUGAGCGCGUGGUCGUAGCUGGUCGCGCGCCGCUCAUCGUCCUCGGCCAUGACCCGGCUGAUGUUGGGCCGGACUCUGGAGCGCAUCUGUAAAGGUGUUCUGCUGCUCUGCUUGCUCCACUUCCUCAUCAUGAUGAUCCUAUACUUCGAUGUCUACUCGCAGCGCUUCGACCUCUUCAGCCGCUUUAACAACGGACGUAACAGUUCCCGGAAUAAUGCCAGCACCGGACAUCAUUUUUACUACUACAACAUAUCGAGGCCCAACACCACCUUAGCAAACUUCCUGGCCGCGGGCGAGCAGGCGAGGUCGAGCGUGCGGCCAGAGCCCAAUCAGGCGCCUUCACCCAAGCCCUUGCCGCCGUGUCCUGAGAACCCUCCUGGCCUUGUGGGACGCUUGCUGAUUGAGUUCAGCUCCCAGAUGACCAUGGAGCGAGUGCAGAGAGAAAACCCCAACGUGACGGAGGGGGGCCACUACACGCCCCCUGACUGCCGGCCUCGAUGGAAGGUGGCCAUCAUCAUUCCGUUCCGUCAUCGUGAAAACCACCUGAAGUACUGGCUACACUACCUUCACCCUAUCCUGAGACGGCAGAAGAUCGACUACGCCAUCUACAUCAUCAACCAGUUGGGCGAGGACACGUUCAACCGCGCCAAGCUGCUAAAUGUUGGCUACACGGAGGCCUUGAAGGACGGCGACUAUAACUGCUUCAUCUUCAGCGACGUGGAUUUGAUCCCCAUGGACGACCGGAACCUUUACCACUGCUACGAGCAGCCCAGACACUUCGCCAUCGCCAUGGACAAGUUUGGCUUCAGGCUGCCCUACGCCAGCUACUUCGGGGGAGUGUCGGGCCUCAGUAGAAAACAGUUUCUGAAGAUCAAUGGCUUCCCCAAUGAGUACUGGGGCUGGGGAGGGGAGGAUGAUGACAUCUACAACAGGAUCACUCUGAACGGGAUGAAAGUUUCCAGACCGGACGUUCGCAUCGGCCGCUACAGAAUGAUUAAACACGAGCGGGACAAACACAACGAGCCCAACCCUCAAAGGUUUAAUAAGAUCCAGAACACCAAGAACACCAUGAAGAAGGACGGCAUCAGUUCUCUCACCUACAGAGUGGUCCAGGUCAAGAGGUACUCGCUGUACACAAACAUCUCGGUGGAGAUCGGCAAACCUCCCCCCCGACAUUUCCGCGGCUAGGAGAGGCAGAUGAAGGGAAUAUUGAGGGUGUGGUCAGGAUGAAAACUUGUUCUUGCAUCUUCUGGCUUUGAGGACAAACAUGAAGAAUUCAUGGAAAACAUUGAAGAGACCGCAAGAGUUGUGGACAACAUCAACAUGAAAGUAUUGCACAUGGAUGUUCUUUUCUACUUCCAAAAAACCUGGAUAUCAUCAUUAGGAAACUGAGUAGAAGGUGUGGAUCUACUAAAAAGGGUUAGCUUAAGAACGAUAUCAAUCAUCUUCAUCCCUUAAGUACAUUGUCCUGCAGGAGUCACCUAAAGUGCUCCAAAGUGGACGCAGCCGGCAUUAAUGAAUGAAUGUAAGACACCUGCAUCUCCCACAUUUGCCACAAAACACAACAAUUGAAGCUUGUCAACGUUAUCAUUUGCGUGGAAGACGUGGGGGAAAGAUGCUCGUUUAAGAAAUGAAUCAUUCAAGAUUAACUUUAUCAAGUCCACAUAACAGGAGCAGUAAAUGGGUUUCUUUUAUAAUAAUUCUUAGAUUUGACAUUUUGUGAGGCACAAAGAGGUCAUAUUACUUUAUUAUUCCCUAAAUAAUAUUCCAAAUUGUUCAUUUAUUGCUGUUGUUGCACAGCAAAAGUCAGACUUUGAGGUUUUUAAUGUAUCAUCUUUCAUUUUCAUUAUAUUCCAAGCUAUCUUCUCUGUUUGUCAUCCAUUGACUUGGUGUAUUAUGGAAUUACAUGUGAGGCACAAAGGGCUCCGAAGACAAAUUAACACCCCAAAGCUGUUAUUUUAACGCCAGCAAAAGGCAAACUUAUUUUAUUGUCUUAUUUUAUUUGAGAUUAAAUUCAUUAUUUUUAUUUUUAUAUAAUUGUUUUAUACUCGUUACUUCUACAGACAAAAUGACACCCAAACUUACUAUUGUAACCCUUUUAACUUUUAGUUUUAACCUUUUUAUUUUAACCUGUUUUAGCAUUUUUGUUUGUAUAUAUUAUUUUCAACUACUAAAGUUAAAAUAAUACACACCUAAAAUCAUAUCCCUAAAAUUAUUAACAUUAUUGAUAAUAUUAUUGUUAUUAUUAUUAUUUAUACAUCUAAAAUAAUACAAAAAUUCAAAGGUUUUUUUUCGACCAGGGGUCCCCAAACUUUUUGACUGGGGGGGCCGCAUUGGGGCCCGGGCUGUCUAUAUAUAUAUAUAUAUAUAUAUAUAUAUAUAUAUAUAUAUAUAUAUAUAUAUAUAAAUAAAUUCCGAGCGUGAUGAUGUCACAUUAUCAAUGGGAAAAUGCCUUUUUAAACAAUAUGAUUUGCCUGAGCUAGGAGACACCGAGAGUAACAAGCAGUAGAAAAUGGAUUAGAAAGGACAAAUAAAAAAUAAAAAAUUGUUUAAAAAAAUAAAAUUAAACAUUUAUUUAUUUUUUAUUUUUUUACUUGGCACUUAUGGCGCGAGUUUAGGGAGCCCUGCAGUGAACUGUAUCAUUUGAAAAAUGUAAUUUUGUCUCUUAUUCGUCUGGCUUUAUGAAAGAAUUCAGUUUGUAGGAAAUUGUAAUAUUAAGAUGAAAAACAAUGAGCCUUAUCAAUCAUACACUUUUCUUUCUGACUUGUUUUUAGACCUUUAUUCUUUUUUGUUUUUAUUAACGAGGUUGAGUUGUUGAUCAUAUACUGUAUCUGAAUCAUCUUGUUGCACUUUUAGUUAGCAUCGUUAAUGUUUGUCGCCAAACCGAGCUGAUGCCUUCAGUAGUCGUUCUUUUUUGUCUGAGAAAAUGUUAUUUUCUUUCAGUUGAAUGACAAAAGAAACUAAACUCUCAUCUGGAGAUGUGUUUUUCAUUUGAGGUUCUUUUAUUUUGUGCAUUGUCAUUUUCCUGUGCAGGAAAAUGCCUCCAUUUGUCUGCCACCUUUCAGCCUGAAGAUCCUCUCUUAAGCGCACACAUUCUCACUGUCUUCCCUUUUUAUUUCUCUUUUUAUCACCUUUGAUUGCCUUUUCAGAGUCUAAUUGACCUUUCCGCCUUCCCUCUUGCUGCAGGGUCUAGUGUUGCAAUCGCCCCCUCGCCUCCAGUCUAUAUUUUCAUUUGCUUUAUGAGGCAAUAAAAAUGUUGUAAAGUAAUAAACUUGUUGGAUUUAUAACAGGAGUGAAUGUUACAGCUGCCACAUGCAAGCUUUGGAUGACUGCAAAGUGGACCAAAUGUUGCUUUAAAGUCCUUAAGUGACCCUGACUAUGUGUCACAUUUCUGUUAUACAGCAAAGAAAUACAGUUGUUAUGCAUCUUUUGCAGCAGAAAACAAAAAAUUGGUCUCACGUUGGAUGGUUUAAAGUUUGUAAUGUGCGUAUGUGUGUACAUUUAGUCAUGCUGACUAUCACCAACAAACACAUGUAUCCACAUUAAUCAUCAUUGGAAAUGACUAAAGGAGGCGUGGCCGGAGGAGGAAGUAUGUCUUUGGAGACAUUUACUAAAAAUAUAUCAUUUAAAACAUGCCUUCUUUUGUUAGCAGAAUGCUGUAAAAUCAUGAAAUGGGCAGAGGUGGGUAGAGUAGCCAGAAAUUGUACUCAAGUAAGAGUACUGUUACUUUACAGAUGUAUUACUCAAGUAAAAGUGAGGAGUAGUCACCCAAAUAUUUACUUGAGUAAAAGUAAAAAGUAUGUUGUGAAAAAACUACUCAAGUACUGAGUAACUGAUGAGUAACCUGUUCCUUUAAUGAUGACGGCAACAAAUAAUGCACAAAAACAUAACAAUAGCAAUGAGCAAAUUCAGAGCCAGGAAUAUCUCUUAAGCAACUAAAACAAUAAUAUAU
Messenger RNA from Entelurus aequoreus (snake pipefish), 4552 nucleotides. It is a transcript of the gene b4galt2, whose product is annotated as UDP-Gal:betaGlcNAc beta 1,4- galactosyltransferase, polypeptide 2. Gene Ontology annotation, molecular function: glycosyltransferase activity. The transcript has 8 exons. The record is from RefSeq and is a predicted model, not a curated record. The coding region runs from base 649 to 1788 and encodes 379 amino acids. Gene Ontology annotation, biological process: carbohydrate metabolic process. NCBI's taxonomy places the organism in Eukaryota, Metazoa, Chordata, Actinopteri, Syngnathiformes, Syngnathidae.